Molecule: messenger RNA, 935 nt
Organism: Phytophthora nicotianae INRA-310
Lineage: Eukaryota; Oomycota; Peronosporomycetes; Peronosporales; Peronosporaceae
Exons: 1
Coding region: 69-860 (263 amino acids)
Source: RefSeq, a predicted model, not a curated record
UUGAAGUUGACGUUUCCCAUUUUUUGAGUUUUUUUUUUUUUUUUCCCUUGCAUUUUUUUCUCGUCGUCAUGGCACGUACUGUUCCAGUGGCUCCCAAGCCAAAGCUUUUUGACGAGUACGAGAUGCCUACGAGUGCAGCACACAAGGCGCGUAUCUGUUCCUUGCAAAUGCUGGUGAAGGAGCAGCCAGUUGAGCGUUAUACCAGUGUCUUACAAAAGAGGCGCUUUCGAGCUGCUUUCGACGACGUCGCAUGGGAACAAAACCUGCGAAAGGUCUACGAGGAUACAGAUUAUCACCAGCUCAAACAUUUCGAUAUCGAUCCCAUGCCACUCAACGAGCCUUCGUUUGAACUGCUUUUGUCAACGGUGGACGACAUCAUCGAGACUAGCUCAAUGGAAAAUGUUGCAACAGCGUCGGACGAAGAUAAAACAACACUAAUCGACGCAGUGAUGCGAGCUGUUUGCCGCGAAUGUACCAGCCAAACAAAGAUUGAGCGCCAUGUUUUGUUCAAGGGCAAAGCUCUGGAGUCCUUCGGUCGAGUGGAUUUGCUUCGUGAUGGAAACCUCGAAAACGCGAUCGUUGUGGAAUGCGACGAACAAAACUUUGACAAGGGGAUCGCACGGAUGGUCAUCACUGCGGAGACGGCUUUGCUCGAACGGUUGGAAAAAGACCCUCAGAUGGACGAGCAUAUCUAUGGGAUUGUAUCGGAUUUGUUGACGUGGCAAGUGAUGGAGGUGGGAGCUGAAGGAGCACGAUUCUGCAAGCUGAAAGUGGAUGAAAGUGAGAAAGAGGACGGUCUCCGCUGUGUUGUCGGAGCGCUGGCAGCUUUGCUGCAGGGCAAAGAAGCACGUGACGCGUAGGGUGGUUGGUAGUAUGUCAACAUUGUCCGAGGUGUUAAUUUUCAAAAAUAAAAAAAAAUCACAUUGAAAGACAAA